AUGAUAUUUCUUAUCUGUCUAAUACUUUUUAUCGUUCCCACCAUUGCUGAAGAUAAUUGUAAUCUUGGAGUUAUCAACAUUUUAAAUUCAACAGUGAUACCUGAAUCUUGCAAAGAAAUCUUGGCAAGAGUUCGAAUUUCGAGUGGAAUUCAGGAUGCGAAAUUGGCCGAGAUUUUCAAAAAUGUCCGGAAAAUUGAGGGCGUUUUGGAGAUUUGGAAUAGUGAUUUGAUAGAAAUCACAUUUUUAUCAAAGGUUGAAGAAAUCUCGGGAGAUUUUCUGGAUAAAACUUUAUCGAUUGUGAAUAAUUCAAGACUGGAAAAAAUCAAUGUAGGUUUUUGGGGAACAUAACAUUUGUUAGUUAGUUUUUUUGUACCUGAUCUAGCCAAAUUCAAAAAUAUGUACAUAUAUAAAUUCAGAUCAGCUCAUUGACAAUUGUAAAUGGAAUGUUGAGAAUUGUCUCAAAUCCUCUUUUGAAUCUUCGCUCAAAUUGUGAUAAACUACAACAACUCUACACAUCUGACCGUGUAAUCAAUAAUAAUUUGGAUAAUUGUGGCUGUGAUAUUCAUCAAACAAUAACUUAUACAAAUACUGAGAUUCCGGAAAAUUGCACAACAAUUUAUGGAAAACUACAUUUUGAUGGUGCUUCUCCACCUUACAGCUGGCUGAAACGCUUGAAAACUGUGACAAAAUUGUAUGGUUCAUUGAUAGUUGAGAACACAAAUUUAGAAACUUUGGGAUUUCUAGAGAAUUUGAAAGAAAUCAUUAGCGAUGAGGAUAGUGCAAAUGCUAUUUUAAUACAAAAUAAUGAGUAUUUGGAGAGAUUUGAUUUGUUGAGUUUGGAAAAAGUUACGAGCAAAAACCCGGAGGCAGUUAUUACCUUCAACAAUUGUUACGCUUGUAUUGAUCCACAGUUUGUUAGAGUUCUGGUUCAAUCAAAUCUUGAUGUUUGGUUUCCACAAGGUGGUUACUGUGAUUCAUCUAGUAAGUUUAGAUUUUGAAUGUUGAGUCACGUGGAUUUUUAAAUUCCAAAAUUUAACUGUUUCAUUAGAUUUCUAUGAAACCUGUUAUUUACAUAAUAAAGAAAUAACGCAUAUUUAAAAUUGAAAUUGUUUUCAGAAAUAAAUUAUCCAUCUCAAUAUUGCAAUGGAAGUAUUCUAGAUAUUCCUGAUAGAUGUACAAAGUAUAUUGGAAAUAUUGUUUAUGCAAACCCUGACGCCGAAUAUUUUUGGAAUGAAUUCAAUACAACACAUGUUUCCUCAAAAGUUUUGGAAAAACUGAAAAAUUUGGAACAGAUUUAUGGAACUGUUUUGUUUCAAGGAACCGAUAUUGAAGAGCUUCUUCUGCCAAAUAUUGAGGAAAUGUAUCAAAUUAGUUGUAAGUUAUUUUUGAAUUCAACGGAUAUUCAGAAUAUAUAGUGAUUUCCAGAUUCUGAUAGCUAUUCAUAUCCCUACACGUCAUUCAAAGAACUUGAAGUGAUCAAAUUAGUUAGAAAUGUCAAUCUUGUUAAAUUUGAAAUCCCAAAACUUAAAAUUGCUAUGCAGCAGAUUGCAUUUGAGGGAAAUGGAAAUUUUACGGUGGAUUCUGAGAUGUGUUUCAAUAUGACGUUGGGAAUGAAUUCAAAGUUUUAUAUUAAAACAGAAGGUUACAAAUGUUGUAAGUAAACUUUUCCUAACUCGAAAAAAGUAAUGAAAGUCUGAAAAUUGUCUGAUAAUUAAUUUCAGAUGAACUACUACGAUUAGAAUUAGAACAAAAAGAACAAACCAAUUGA
This is a messenger RNA of Caenorhabditis angaria, 1768 nucleotides long. The record is from the annotation of a GenBank genome assembly. NCBI's taxonomy places the organism in Eukaryota, Metazoa, Nematoda, Chromadorea, Rhabditida, Rhabditidae.